Messenger RNA from Salpingoeca rosetta, 894 nucleotides. RefSeq lists its product as uncharacterized. The record is from RefSeq and is a predicted model, not a curated record. The transcript has 4 exons. Lineage: Eukaryota; Choanoflagellata; Craspedida; Salpingoecidae. Bases 1 to 894 code for a protein of 297 amino acids.
AUGGAGAACAGCAUGAAUGCCACCGACAACGAGCAGCAGCAGCAGCAGCAGCAGCAGCAGCAGCAGCAGGAAGAGGGCGUCAUGCCGUCCCAAGCUCCAAGCUCCCCACGUGCUCAGCGGCCACAGAACACGCGGGUCCGGCUGGCCGUCCCUUCUCCCGUGGACGCCACCGUGGCAGAGGGCUCCUCCUCCUCCUCCUCCUCCUCAGCAGCCACAACCACGGCCACAACCACGGCCACGGCCGCCAUGCAGGUGCCAGGCACCAACCCACAGGUCCAGCCGAGCACGGCUGCAGGCGUCGGUGUCACUGAGGAUGCAUUUGACAGCAUGUGCACAACAGCCGCCGCCACAAUGCAGCCCACAGUGAGCAAGAAUGUGCGGCCCACGGUGAGCAAGAAGAAGCAGCUCCCUCCGGACCACAUCUACUCCUGGAAGGACAGGCUCAUGGGCCAUUGCACAGGAAAAGAGCUCAUCCAGCACAUGAACCGGCAGAGGCUGGAAGCCGAGCAACGCCGGGCCGCCAGCAGCAGUGGCACUCCGCACAAGCCCCCGGAGUCAAGUGCCAGCAGUGCCAGCAGUGCCAGAAGCGCAGCGCAGGUGCAUCUCGGGCCCACCAGGAGCGUGGCCAACUCCACACGCAGGGGCAUUCCAAAGCGCUGCAACAGCGACAACUACAAGUGCCGCCCCCGCGCUCCCGUCCGGCCGCUGCUGAGGAAGAUCCCCAUGCACCUCAUCAAGAAGCGCGAGGAAGAUGAGCGGUACUACGCCAACCUCUCCUCCGACGAAGACAACGAAGACAGCAACAGCACCGCCAGCGGCGACGAGGAUCCCGGCAAUGGCGACGACAAUGCUGGCUCAUCCGGUGACGCCGAUGGUGGCUCCGCAUUGUGCUGA